This is a messenger RNA of Oncorhynchus keta (chum salmon), 2274 nucleotides long. RefSeq names its product carboxyl-terminal PDZ ligand of neuronal nitric oxide synthase protein-like. The record is from RefSeq and is a predicted model, not a curated record. Gene Ontology annotation, molecular function: nitric-oxide synthase binding. The coding region runs from base 212 to 1747 and encodes 511 amino acids. The transcript is spliced from 10 exons. NCBI's taxonomy places the organism in Eukaryota, Metazoa, Chordata, Actinopteri, Salmoniformes, Salmonidae.
UCCAAAACAGCACUAGAGCGGCAGAUAUUCUAUCUCGGACUGUAUAAAAUUGGACCGCUAGACGCAUAUUGUGUUAACAUAGUGGUUCCAUUCCAUAGGCGACUAACCAAUCAAAGACCUUCGUGAGUGUUGAGCGAGAUGCGCGUAUUUACAGUAUUCUAAUAGCGUUGGCAUAAAACUAGUGUCGGACUAGUCGUGUAUCGGAAGGGCGAUGCCAGGGAUAACCAAGUAUAAUUUAGUGGAUGAUGCACAGGACUUGAGGAUCCCCAUGCACAACGAGGCGGCAUUUCAGCAUGGGGUCUGCUUUGAGGCAAAGUACAUUGGCAGUCUGGAAGUCGGUCGUCCAAAUAGCCGAAUGGAGAUAGUGGCUGCAAUGAGAAGGAUAAGGUAUGAAUUCAAAUUGAAGAACAUCAAGAAGAAGAAAGUCAACAUCAUUGUGUCUGCGGAUGGUGUACGGGUGGUUUUGCGAAAAAAGAAAAAGAGGAAAGAGUGGUCUUGGGAUGACAAUACAGUCAUGAUAACACAAGACCCCAUCUACAGGAUUUUCUAUGUGUCACAUGACGCCCAGGACUUGAAGAUCUUCAGUUACAUUGCAAGAGAUGGAAAGAGCAACAUGUUCCGUUGUAAUGUCUUCAAAUCCAAGAGGAAGUCCCAGGCCAUGCGCAUCGUGCGGACGGUGGGCCAGGCCUUUGACGUGUGCCACCAGCUGACCCUGCAGCAGACAGGGGAACAGAUCUCAGAGGAUGGAGGGGACACCCGCACUGCCGACGCAGAGGGGGCAGACGCCGUGCCAGCCAAGAAGAGGUUGGCAUUGUCUGAUUCCACUGACCUUGAAGCCACUACAGAGGAGAGCAUCGACCGUUUGUCAUCCGACCAGGACAAGAGCCAGGACCUUCACAGUAAUGAUGGGAAGGACCUAACCCAGCAGCUGACCACAUCCAGGUCAGGGCCACCUGUGUCAAGCUUGCUAGCUGUGGACUGCUCUGUGGCACACCAGGUGCAGCUUCUCCAGAGACAGCUCCAGCAGCAGGAGCAGCAGGCCCAGGCUGCUGCAGCACAGGUGCGCUUGCUCCAGGACCAGCUGUCAGUGGAGGUGUGUGCCAGGACAGACGCCCAGGCCCGGGUUCAGAGACUCCUACUGCAGAACACUGAUCUACUGCAGCACAUCUCCCUACUGGUCAAUCAGAUCCAGGAGCUGGAGCUCAAAUCUGUUGCAGGACUCAGCUCCAUGGGCUCCCAAGACAGUCUGCUGGAGAUCACCUUCCGUGCCAAGCCACCCUCCUUGCUAUAUGACAUCACCACCACCCACACCUCCAUGGGCCCCCUACAGGGUCAGCCCCAGAUAACCAAUGGCCCCUGGGCCUCUAUCCUACCAGGGGCCUCUCCUCCAGGGACCAGGGCCCCGGACAGCCACUCUCUGGGCCCGGGCGGAGUGAGGCUAGAGUGCUUCCGCUUCCCUCGUAGUGGGGGAGGGGGCAACCACGAGAGCCAGAACCAGGAGGCUGAGAGUCCAUGCUCGGGCUGCCCAGGCGGGGACUCCCCUCUGGGGGUUCUUGGAUCCCUGGAGCUCCUCCGUUUCCGAGAGUCGGGGAUAGGUUCGGAGUACGAGUCCAACGCGGAUGAGAGCAGUGACAGGGACAGCUGGGGGCGGGGCGAGGGGGCGCGGCCUGAGGGCGUGGCACUUCUGUUCAACGUAAUGAAUGCGGAGAGCCCCGCGGACUGUCUGGGUGAUGAGGUGGCCGUGUAGCCCUCCACGGCUUCGACUUCACCCAAGAACGAAAUCAUAUCACACAGUCUACAGUUCUAUGGUGUUAACUGUUCACCACCCUCCAAACUCUGCUCUGCAGUCCUUUUGUGUGAUAUUUGUUUGUUGCAUUUUUUGUAUUUGUUGGAUAUUUUGUUUAUAUUUGGUCACGUUUGUCUGAUGUUUAUUUAUAUCUGUUGCAGUUAAUUACAUGUGUUUCUUGAAUGUGUUUACAUUUUUUCAUACAUUUUGUCUCAGCACUUGACUUGCUGCUGCUGUUCCUGCUCUCCUGGGCUUACUGCUGUGUAGCUGUAGUUUGUCACAGCUGUCUAAAAUAUGUGGUUCUGGUCUGUGUUAUUGAAGCAUUGUGUAGUAGUGAAACACACCCGGCAUGGCCAGUCGUUGGCGCUGUUUGUUUGUUUUUUGACGAAAAGACUUUGAAUGAGUUGAAAAUGAGUAAAAGUCUAAUGUAAAAACUGCGAACUUCAAAAGCCCGCUGUACUAGUGCUGUAUUACAUGACUGGAUCUCA